Molecule: messenger RNA, 2293 nt
Organism: Papilio machaon (common yellow swallowtail)
Lineage: Eukaryota; Metazoa; Arthropoda; Insecta; Lepidoptera; Papilionidae
Gene: DAT
Product: sodium-dependent dopamine transporter
Exons: 12
Coding region: 157-2037 (626 amino acids)
Biological process (GO): dopamine uptake involved in synaptic transmission; sodium ion transmembrane transport
Cellular component (GO): neuronal cell body membrane; neuron projection; presynaptic membrane
Molecular function (GO): dopamine:sodium symporter activity
Source: RefSeq, a predicted model, not a curated record
GCACAGCGCACUCGGCUGCGGGCACCGCGGCGCGCGGACAUGGCGCCACUGACGCGCCCGCCGACCCACACGGUGAGGCGUUACCGACAUUUGAGGCAGUAGAAGGUAGGAAGAGCAGCCAACGGCAGGAGGCGGCAGGAGGCAGAAGGCAGCAGUAUGGCGUUGAAGACGCCUACGCCGCGCGACGGCGAGCGCGAGACUUGGGGCAAGAAGGUUGACUUCCUGCUCUCCGUCAUCGGGUUCGCCGUCGACCUCGCCAACGUGUGGCGCUUCCCUUAUCUCUGCUACAAGAAUGGAGGGGGAGCUUUCCUGGUGCCGUACUGCAUAAUGUUGGUGGUGGGCGGCAUUCCACUCUUCUAUAUGGAGCUGGCGCUCGGGCAGUUUCACCGCAAGGGCGCUAUCACCUGCUGGGGCAGGCUAGUGCCGCUCUUCAAAGGUAUCGGGUACGCGGUGGUUCUGAUAGCUUUCUACGUGGAUUUCUAUUACAAUGUCAUCAUCGCGUGGGCGCUCCGCUUCUUCUUCGCCUCUUUCACCACCAUGCUACCGUGGACUAGCUGCAACAACGAGUGGAACACGCCCUCUUGUCAACCGUUUGAAGCCAACUGGGAUGCAUUGCCAGUCAACAAAUCUCAACCGCUUCACAACGAAUCCGACUCUAUGGCAUCUUCACAACCCUUUACAUCAGCGGCUUCUGAAUAUUUUAACCGCGCUAUCCUGGAGUUGCAAGGGAGUGAAGGACUUCACGACUUGGGCGCCAUCAAGUGGGAUAUGGCCUUGUGUCUGCUGGCUGUCUAUAUCAUCUGCUACUUCUCUCUUUGGAAAGGGAUCAGCACUUCUGGCAAAGUGGUUUGGUUCACGGCUCUCUUCCCGUAUGCAGUGCUUCUGAUCCUGUUAGUCCGCGGUAUAACGCUGCCAGGCUCCGCGACCGGCAUACAGUAUUACCUUAGUCCGAACUUCGAAGCCAUUACACAGCCACAGGUUUGGGUGGACGCGGCGACACAAGUAUUCUUCUCAUUGGGUCCUGGAUUCGGUGUGCUGUUGGCGUAUGCGUCUUAUAAUAAAUACCAUAACAACGUUUACAAAGACGCAAUUUUGACUAGCGUGAUCAACUCUUGCACGUCGUUCGUUGCUGGGUUUGUCAUCUUCAGCGUGCUGGGCUACAUGGCGCACGCGUCCGGCAAGCAGGUGCAGGACGUGGCCACUGAGGGCCCGGGCCUUGUAUUCGUCGUCUACCCUGCCGCUAUAGCUACGAUGCCCGGAUCCACUUUCUGGGCGCUGAUAUUUUUUAUGAUGCUACUGACUUUGGGACUUGAUAGCUCUUUCGGCGGUUCAGAAGCAAUCAUAACAGCUUUGAGCGACGAGUUUCCACCGAUCGGUCGUCACCGUGAGAUAUUCGUGGCGUGUCUCUUCACUCUGUACUUCUUCGUGGGUCUGGCGUCAUGCACCAAGGGUGGUUUCUACUUCUUCCAACUGCUGGACAGAUACGCAGCUGGUUAUUCCAUGCUCGUCGCUGUGUUCUUCGAGGCGAUUGCUGUGUCUUGGAUUUACGGUACGGAGCGUUUCUGCGAGGACAUCCGCGACAUGAUUGGGUUCCGUCCGGGCGUGUACUGGCGCGUCUGCUGGCGCUUUGCUGCACCCGCCUUCCUGCUGUUUAUCACCGUGUACGGCUUGCUCGACUACCAGCCGCUCGCAUACGAAGGAUACGUGUACCCCGGCUGGGCCAACGCGCUCGGCUGGACCAUCGCCGGCUCCAGUGUCAUCUGCAUACCCACCGUCGCUGUAUACAAGAUUCUUACUACCAAGGGAACCUUCUUAGAGCGUCUACGCAUUUUAACGACACCCCUGGCGGACACAGAGCGCGGCUCGGUACACAACGGCGUGGUGGUGUCUGAGAGUGGCGGCGUUAGGCUGACAUCCAACGCCGGCACGCCCACAACGCCGACAGCCCCCGCCGCGGACACCAACACCACCAUCGUCGCUAACACCAUCGCCACCACCACCAACGUCUCGCUUGCGCCGGGGCCUGCGCUUGUCUGAACUCAACUUUCCUUUGACAUCUACUACGUGUAAAGGGUCUAGUCUAUGCACGCUAAACGAUGUCACUCAACUUAUCUAUGGACUCUAAAUUGUGAAUUGAAAAGUGUAUUAUAAAAAGCUAGAAACGGGCAACAAGAUGGCGUUAAUGAUAUAAGGAAACAUAAAAUAAUAAUGCAAACUUAACUUCUUAUCUGUAAUAGGUUUGGUUAAGUUAAUUUUUAAGGUAUAAAAAGCACACAAUUGUAUAUGUGUGCCG